CACAAGCAGGAAUAUCUCAGAAGGACAUCUAAUGUUAUCCCCGGAUUGUGACAUAAAAGAUAAUGACAGUAGACAGGAUUCUCCAGGAAAUAAUCCCAUUACCCCAAUUAUACAUCCAGCUCUAUCAGCUGAUCCCCCUGAUCCUGGGAAAUGUUCUCCUGAUCACUCUGAUAUUGGAGCAUUUGUUACAGCUCUGAGAGUAGAUACAGUGUUUCCCUGUUCUAUAGAUGCCAAAUGUUUUACACAGAACACAAAGCUUAUUACCCAUCAGCCAGCUAAGGCAGCUGAGAGGCAAUUUCCAUGUUCUGAGUGUGGAAAAUGUUUUACAUACAAAUCAGCUCUUGUUAGACAUCAGAGAAGUCUCACAGGUGAGAGGCCAUUUCCAUGUUCUGACUGUGGAAAAUGUUUUACUUGGAAAUCAUGUCUUGUUACACAUCAGCAAAGUCACACAGGUGAGAAGCCAUUUCCAUGUUCUGAGUGUGGGAAAUGUUUUGGCCGGAAAUCACAACUUGUUAGACAUCAGAGAACUCACACAGGUGAGAGGCCAUUUCCAUGUUCUGACUGUGGAAAAUGUUUUACUUGGAGAUCAAGUCUUGUUACACAUCAGCAAAGUCACACAGGUGAGAAGCCAUUUCCAUGUUCUGAGUGUGGGAAAUGUUUUGCCCGGAAAUCACAUCUUGUUAUACAUCAGAGAAGUCACACAGGGGAGAAGCCAUUUCCAUGUUCUGAGUGUGGGAAAUGUUUUGCAGGCAAACCAGAGCUUGUUAGACAUCAGAGAAGUCACACAGGUGAGAAGCCAUUUCCAUGUUCUGAGUGUGGGAAAUGUUUUGCAGACAAACCAGAGCUUGUUAGACAUCAGAGAAGUCACACAGGUGAGAAGCCAUUUUCUUGCUCUGAGUGUGAGAAAUGUUUUUCACAGAAAUCACAUCUUGUUGAUCAUCAGCGAAGUCACACAGGUGAGAAGCCAUUUCCAUGUCCUGAGUGUGGGAAAUGUUUUGCAGACAAAUUACAUCUUGUUAGACAUCAGAGAAGUCACACAGGUGAGAAGCCAUUUCCAUGUUCUGAGUGUGGGAAAUGUUUUGCCCUGAAAUCACAACUAGUUAGACAUCAGCUAAGUCACACAGGUGAGAGGCCAUUUCCAUGUUCUGAGUGUGGGAAAUGUUUUGCCCUGAAAUCAGAUCUUGUUAAACAUCAGAGAAGUCACACAGGUGAGAAGCCAUAUUCUUGCUCUAAGUGUGGGAAAUGUUUUACACAGAACUCAUAUCUUGUUAAACAUCACAGAAGUCACACAGGUGAGAAGCCAUUUCCAUGUUCUGAGUGUGGAAAAUGUUUUGCAGACAAAUUACAUCUUGUUAUACAUCAGAGAAGUCACACAGGUGAGAAGCCAUUUUCUUGCUCUGAGUGUGGGAAAUGUUUUGACCGGAAAUCACAACUUGUUAGACAUCAGCUAAGUCACACAGGUGAGAGGCCAUUUCCAUGUUCUGAGUGUGGGAAAUGUUUUGCCCUGAAAUCAGAUCUUGUUAAACAUCAGAGAAGUCACACAGGUGAGAAGCCAUAUUCUUGCUCUGAGUGUGGGAAAUGUUUUACACAGAACUCAUAUCUUGUUAUACAUCACAGAAGUCACACAGGUGAGAAGCCAUUUCCAUGUUCUGAGUGUGGGAAAUGUUUUAGACAGAAAUCACAUCUUGUUACACACCAGAGAAAUCACACAGGUGAGAGUCCAUUUCUAUGUUCCGAGUGUGGGAAAUGUUUUACAUACAAAUCAGCUCUUGUUAUACAUCAGCGAAGUCACACAGGUGAGAGGCCAUUUCCAUGUUCUGAGUGUGGGAAAUGUUUUGCACAUAAAUCAGAUCUUGUUACACAUCGGAGAAGUCACUCAGGUGAGAAACCAUUUCCAUGUUCUGAGUGUGGGAAAUGUUUUACACUGAAAUCACAUCUUGUUAAGCAUCAGAGAUGUCACACAGGUGAGAAACCAUUUCCAUGUUCUGAGUGUGCAAAAUGUUUUGCACAUAAAUCAGAUCUUGUUACACAUCGGAGAAGUCACACAGGUGAAAAACCAUUUUCAUGUUCUGAGUGUGCGAAAUGUUAUGCACAUAAAUCAGAUCUUGUUGCACAUCGGAGAAGUCACACAGGUGAGAAGCCAUUUUCAUGUUCUGAAUGUGGGAAAUGUUUUGCACAUAAAUCACAUCUUGUUACACAUCAGAGAAGUCACACAGGUGAGAAACCAUUUUCAUGUUCUGAUUGUGGGAAAUGUUUUACACAGCAAUCAAAUCUGAUUACACAUCAGAGAAGUCACACAGGUGAGAAACCAUUUCCAUGUUCUGAGUGUGGGAAAUGUUUUACACUGAAAUCAAAUCUUGUUACACAUCAGAGAAGUCACACAGGUGAGAAACCAUUUCCAUGUUCUGAGUGUGGGAAAUGUUUUGCACAUAAAUCAAAAGUUGUUACACAUCAGAGAAGUCACACAGGUGAGAAACCAUUUUCAUGUUCUGAGUGUCGGAAAUGUUUUACACAGCAAUCAAAUCUGAUUACACAUCAGAGAAGUCACACAGGUGAGAAACCAUUUCCAUGUUCUGAGUGUGGAAAAUGUUUUACACUGAAAUCAAAUCUUGUUACACAUCAGAGAAGUCACAGGUGAGAGGUCAUAUCCAUGCUCUGAGUUUGAGAAGUAAAUCAGCUCUGUUUCACACAAUAGACAUCACACAGGUGAGGAUCCUUUUUAUUCUCAUCACCAUUGCCAUGCAAUGUUCCUCAAGGUUCUUAUCCUAUGUCCUAUGCUUUUUGCUGCCACUGGGUGAAACAAUAAGACGUCAUGCUCUUGUCUACCACUGCUGUGCAGAUGACCUGUCUUUUUCUCUGUGUACUCGGAAACCCAAUACUAAUCCUAAGUGUCUGUCUAGCUGAGCUCCAGGUGUGGGUGAUGGUAGUUGUCUGUGGGGCAGAUGUAUUAAGCCUGGAGAAGUGAUAAA
Messenger RNA from Pseudophryne corroboree (corroboree frog), 2969 nucleotides. RefSeq names its product oocyte zinc finger protein XlCOF6-like. The coding region runs from base 32 to 2638 and encodes 868 amino acids. The transcript is spliced from 2 exons. NCBI's taxonomy places the organism in Eukaryota, Metazoa, Chordata, Amphibia, Anura, Myobatrachidae. The record is from RefSeq and is a predicted model, not a curated record.